UUUAUUUUAUAAAGAUAAAUGAUUGGAAAAAAAAGGGUAUCAUUUAUGUUUUAAAAAUAAAGGAUCAUUUAUCUUUAGAAAAUAAAGAUAAAGGAUUCAUUUAUCUUUAUGCUUUAUUAUAAAGGAAAGUAAAGAUAAAGGGUCACCCCUAUUCUAAAAUAAUGUUUCAAUUACACCCACACCCACAUCGACACCUACACCCACAUCCACACCCCCACACUCACACCCACACACCCACACCCUUGAAUAUGAAUUUCAUCGGUUAAAUACUUUAUUUCAGUAAGAUGUACGUUUUUCGAAGUUAAGAUAUUUAACACGUAACAUGAUUUUUCAGUUAUUUUUUUUUAAUAAUUUUAUUAUUUUUUAAUAAAAUAAUAUCUUUUUUUUAUUGUCUACUACACAUAAUUAAUAUUGCAAUGUUUUUUAUUGCACUGAUAACAGGAUAAAUAAUUUUAUCAAAGAAUUUAAUGAAUAGAUAAUUAUUCAUACAAUAUAUUUAGUAGAAAUAUAUGAUGAAAAGUUAUUAAUAAUAUUAUUUAUAUAGUAGUAUUUAGCAGUUUACUGAAAGGGCAUUGGGUAGCUGCAAACGAUUACAAUAUUGUCUAAUUAUUUUUCAUACAAACCUUAAAGAAAUAUGGAUUAUUUGCGGUAUGUUUAAUUGAAUUUUUUGUCUAUUUUAACGUCAUCUAGACAUUCUUUAUUAAAAGUCUAAUGAAGCUUAGAUGAAUAAAAUAUAUGUAAACCGAUGAUUUUGAUCAUGCAGUUAACUCUUCUAGAGCAGCAAUUUUUGGAAUAAAAUCGCGUCCGAUACACAAGAAAUAAACGCGCACAAACACGCUCAGAAAUAUGAUUGCGUCCCAACGCGGCUGAAAUAAUAUGUGAGAUGGGGUUAAUUUUUUUUCUGAUUGCGUUUAAACACGUUGUAUAGAAAAACUGCGUCCAGACACGUUUCAAAAUUUUUUCUAAACGCAUGUCAAUGCGUCUCAUAUUAUACUGCGUUUGAACGCGUUCAGUCAAAUUCUUAUUGAACCCGUAUAAACGCGAUUUCAAUAUGAAACGCGCUGGGAGGCUGUCAAUGUUUUUUUCACGAUUGCAUUUCAACACGUUGUAUACAAAAGCUGCGUCCAGACGCGUUUUAUUAUGAAACCGCGUUUCAACACAUCGAUUUUGCGUUUCGUACUUACAUGGGUACAUAUAUGUGAUAGAUCAGUAUUUAAACAAAAACAGUUUAUCGAACGUUAAACGAAUCAAUGAUUAAGAAUAUUUAUUAAAAUAUUCAUUUGUGAGAAUUGCCUAUAAAAUCUAAUAUUGACGAUUUAUCAUUAAUUUUCAAUAGAGACGAUCUGUAAAAGACGCACAGUUUUCCUGACAUGUCUAUUGGUGUAAGGCAGUUUUGCACUAAUCUUGAUUGUCCACUAAACUAAAAAUAAAAAUCUGACUAAUCCAAUCUAGCUAUUCUAUCCCAUUGGCGCAUAAGUUCUGAGAGUUUCAAUCAGUAGAAUAAGGGUGGGUGUGGGUGUGGGUGAAUGUGGUAGAGAUGAAGAUUCACACCCACACCCACACCCACCCACACCCACACCCACACCCCACCCACCCACACCCCACCCACCCACACCCACACCCACACCCACCCACACCCCACCCUGUCACACAGAACCAUUACAGACUAAUUUUGUUAAAAUAAGAAAAGAAAAUACUUGAAAAAUGAAUCUUCGACAGACACAAUUCAGAUAAAUACUUAACGUUUUUAAUUGAUUUAAAAUGUCUAAUAGACUUUCGUUUGUUUGAUUUUAUAAGCCUUCAUUACAUUUACCUUUUUUGUUUUCCAUUUUUUGCAAUUUCUUACUGUAGAAAUAGUUAAGAAUAAAAUCUCAUACAUGGGCAAUAUUCAAAAAUUUUCUGAAUAAUGUUGUUUCACUAUUUAUAGGUCAAAAUAUUGUUUGGAAAACUUUAAGACAUUUAUUCAAAACCACGCUGAAAAACUUUGUUAACAAUAUGUUCCAAAAAAAUUUUAUGAACUCUUGUUUUUUUUGAGUAUCGAACAAAUAUUUCAAAUAGCACUCUAUAAAAUCAACGUGAAAUAGUUGACACAAAAAUUAUUGUAAAUUAUGCAUAUUUAUUCUAGUGAAGAUGAAGAUAAGAUCUGCAUUCAUAUCCUAAUAAAAUCUAAUAGAUGACGUUUCUUCAAUGCAUAAUGAAAGGUUGAAAACAAGACGAAGCCUAUUCGAAUGUAGUUAGAAAUACAUGUAUAUUGCCAUUGAUUCACAACAACACAUUUAUAUCCUCUUCAAAUGCAUAUCAUUUGAACAACCUCAAUUUACCAACAUUAUCAGUUUGUCUGAUCGAUUCUUUUGUAAAAUAAAUAUUUUAUAAAAUAUUUAAAAAAAGUCAUUCAUAUUUAUAAUAUUUAUUAAAUAUGUAUCAUUUCCAACUUCAUUCAAGAUCAUUUUUUUUUCGUUCUAAAUAGAUUUUUUUAUACAAAUAUGUCAUUGUAUAAUCAUGUAGUUAUGAUUCUUGAUUGAUCAUUAUUUUUAAAUUUUCGAUUAUCUCAAACUUUCAAAUUGAACCAUAAAGACAUAAGAUACAAAGAUAAGAAGAGUUUGUACAAUGGUUCAUUAAAACGAAUUUGAACAAGCAUUUCAAUAUUUACACUUUUCAAACAUUCUACUGUAAAAUAUUGCAUACAACGACAAAGAUCAAUUUAAAAAUUGAGCUUGCUUGAACUCAAUCAUCUGUGCAAGAUGUACUUCAAUAAUUUUAUUUUCCUUCGAGGCUAAACGAAAGUUUUCUAUAUCAUCAAUUGAUAAACUUUUUAGUGCCAACAUAUUUAAAUUAGACAUAUGUGGGUGUGGGUGACGAUGAGAUUGAUUUACGGUCAGUAUAUAAUAAUGGCAUUUAUGAACGAGCAACCAGUAAAUCAUUCUACAGGAAAAAAUGUGUUGCUCUUUGCUUCGUUCAAUUCGCAUGUAACAAAUAAAAUUAUAUUGUUGAUGUGAAUAUUAUGGUGUAAAUUCACCAGAUACCAUUCUCACUUUUCGAAAAAUUUAUUUAUAAAAUAGGGACCUUCUGUUAUGUGACAAUCUUCUCAUAGAAGAAAAUUUUCAAUUGUAGGUCGAAGUAUAAAACAUGAAAAGAGAAUAUUAUACAACUCACAUCCAUCCGAUAUCUUAGUAGGAUCUAAUCGAAUACAACAAUUUCUGGAAAACUCAGUUGUAAAAAUAUACUAAAAUAUAUAUGAAGACAUUUGAAUCCAAUUAUUUGAUUUACCCUACAGGUUGUCGGGAACAUGAUGAAGCCUUGUCAUUUAGCAACGGAUUGAUUCUGUGAUGUUUCACAUUUAAAUUGUAUAGAAAUCGUGAUGAAAUCUUUAUUUGCUUGAGUCAUAUGUAUGAUUUAUUAAACAAUCAUAAGUGGAACAUUGAAUAUGAGUAUGAAUUUCUUAAAAAGGAGAACAACCUAAUUAAGAUUUUCUAACGCUUUUCUUAUCUAUGUCAUAGUCUUUCUGAAUAUGCUACAACAUUUUGUAUACCAAACUUUUACAUAUUAAAAAUAAUCUUAGAGUGUAGGUAAUGUGAGUGUAGGUGCCAGAGGAACAAAACAGAACACCCACACCCUCCACUAUAGAGAUGUUAUUUAUGAAAGAAGGCUCGUGAAAAAAUGUCCACUAUGGAAAUUUUUACUGUAUAUUAUUCUUUGUAUAAAAAUAGGUUUGUGGCAUGAACAAUCACGUCCCGAUCGUGAUUCAUAUGUACGAAUCUAUGCGGAAAAUAUACAAGUUGGCAUGGAAGGCAAUUUUCAGAAGAUGGAUAAUACACAAAUUGACACUCAGAAUCCACUGUACGAUUAUGAAUCCUUAAUGCACUACGAACGUAAUGAAUUUUCUAAAAAUGGUUUACCAACAAUUGAACCAAUUCAACCAAAUGUUAAGAUCGGACAGCGUCUUUAUUUAACUCCAACUGACAUUCGAGAAAUUCAACUCUACUAUAAUUGCACAGGAAGUGGACCCACAUUACCACCAACCACAACAGUUAUUACGACUACAACAACAUAUCCAGUAAUUCCUUUAUCAAAAUGUGCCAAAGUGACUGCUUCUAAUUACACCACGACAGGUUAUGGCUCGCCUAUGUACCAAGGAAAUUAUCUUGUCGAUCGACAACCAACUGGUCUCGGAUUUAACUCUGGUGGUUUUGCUCCUCAAUAUAUUCAGUUAGAGCUUCCUCAAGAUAGUCGUGUUCGUGAUAUAUGUCUACAAGUUAAUCAAUAUCCCAGUGCUUAG
Rotaria sordida is the source of this 4276-nucleotide messenger RNA. Lineage: Eukaryota; Metazoa; Rotifera; Eurotatoria; Philodinida; Philodinidae. The record is from the annotation of a GenBank genome assembly.